UUUUUUCCUCAGCAAAAAUAAAAACUAACCUCAAUUCGAGCACAUUCCAUGGUCAGGAAGUAAAGAUAACGAAGUUCAAUUGUUGAUAUCUAAAUCUAUUUUCAUAUUAUACGAAUAUUAUAAGUGAUCAAUAUGGCUUCUUCUAUUCGAUUAUUAUCUGUGCUUGGCAAAGAUUUUAAGAAUUGCUGUUCCGUUUGUAAAGUUGUUCUGCCUAGAAGAACCUACGGAAGUCUUUCAGCACAAACCCGGCAUCGUCUCUGUUAUAAAUCAGGUGCAUUCACCAAACCUCGGUUCUUGUGUUCAGCAGCAGAACAAGCUAAACCAGUCGAACAAGAUGAACCACCAGUCAGGAAAACCACAGAAAAAAUUCAAGGACAAGCGGAAAGCCACGAAUUCCAAGCGGAAACUAGAAAACUGCUUGACAUUGUUGCCAAAUCUCUCUAUUCGGACAAGGAGGUGUUUAUUCGUGAGUUGAUCUCGAACGCAAGCGACGCCCUGGAAAAGCAGCGCUAUCUGUCGCUGACUGAAAGCGGAGGAAGUCCCGCAACUCAGAUGGAGAUUCGGAUAUCGACUGACAAGCAGAGUAUGACACUCACUAUACAGGACUCAGGCAUAGGUAUGACUCGCGAGGAGUUGGUCUCCAACCUGGGCACAAUCGCGCGCAGUGGCUCGAAGGCGUUUGUGGAGAAGGCGGCGGGAGGGGAGGCAGCCUCCAACGUGAUUGGUCAGUUCGGAGUCGGCUUCUACAGUGUGUUCAUGGUGGCUGAUGACGUCACGGUCUACACGCGCACGCAUGCGCCUGAUGCUAAGGGAUGGUGUUGGACUUCUACUGGACUAGGCACGUACGAAAUAGCGGAAGCGUCGGACGUAAGUCCCGGAACGAAGAUCGUGAUGCGUCUGAAGCCGGAGAGCCGUGAAUUCGCUGAUGACGGCGUUGUGAAGGACAUCAUCAAGAAGUACAGCAACUUUGUCGGCAGCCCCAUCUUCCUCAACGAAGCCCAGAUUAACACCAUCCAGCCCCUCUGGGUCAUGGACCCCAAGGCCAUCACUGAUGACAUGCAUACUGAGUUCUACAGGUUUGUGGGCAACGCCUACGAUAAGCCCCGGUUCACACUGCACUACAAAACGGACAGUCCGCUGAUGAUACAGGCACUGCUCUACUUCCCUGAGACCAAGCCAGACAUGUUUGAUCUUAGUUCGGACAAGAGCAGUCAGGUGGCGCUCUACAGCCGACGAGUCCUCAUACAGAGCAAGGCUGACAGUCUUCUGCCUAAGUGGCUGCGAUUUGUCAAGGGUGUUGUGGACUCUGAGGACAUUCCACUGAAUUUAAGCCGUGAACUGCUUCAGAAUGCGGCCCUAAUCAGGAAAUUAAGAAUUGUGCUGACCAACAAAAUUCUACGUUUCCUGAACGAUAAAUCGACCCAACAGCCUCAAGAGUAUGCAGACUUCUACAAAGAUUACAACAUUUUUCUGAAGGAGGGGGUGAUCACCAGUCAGGAUCAGAAUGAGAAGAAGGAGGUUGCUAAACUUCUCAGAUACGAGUCUUCUUUGAAACCUGCCGGUGAAACGGUGAGUUUGGAGGACUACUGCAGCCGCCUGCAGCCGGGUCAGACAGAGAUCUACUACCUGUCUGCGGUGAGCCGCGACCUGGCUUUGAGUUCGCCCUACUACGAGGCGAUGACUGGGAAGAAGGUGGAGGUGCUGCUCUGCUAUGAACAACAUGACGAGGUGGUGUUGAUGCAGUUGAGGCAGUUCGGCAAGUACAACCUUACCUCCGUCGAGAAGGAGAUGCGGCAGGAUAAGGAGGCCGACGCUGCUCAAACGGAGGACAUGGGUCCAGACAGCUUACUGCCUGAUGUGUUGGACAAAGUGAUGGCAGACAUACAGACAACGCUGAAGGGGCGAGUCCAGUCAGUCAGAGUCAACAAGCGCCUUCAGACGCAUCCUUGUGCUGUAACGGUGGAAGAAAUGGCCGCCGCCCGCCAUUUCCUCAAGAUGCACGGCGAACGCAUGGAUGACGAGAUGCGUUUCUCAGUGCUGCAGCCUCGGCUUGAGAUUAAUCCGCGCCACCCGCUCAUCAGGCGGCUGGCUGCCAUCUAUCGGCAAAAACCCGAACUAGCAGCGCUUGUCACCGAACAGCUGUUCACCAACGCCAUGCUGCAGGCAGGCCUCAUUCUGGAUGCAAGGACGGCGCUCACCUCAAUGAACAAGCUGCUUGAAAUGGCGCUGGAUGGACAGUGAAAAGCCAAUCGUUUCUCCUCUUCGUGUCUCCGAAUCAUCAGACUCACUUCGCUCGCAUCCGUUGCAUCUGCCAAAUCAACUGUUUUCUGUGGUUUCUUUGUUGUAUUUAUUCGUCUCUUUCGUUUCUGUAUCUGAAAAUUGUGUAUGAAAGAAGUGAGAGAAGAAAAACAAUGUUACUGAAGAAGUAUCCAAGUAGAUCAAUGAUUAAUAAUAAUACAGUAUAGUAAUAUAUUGUUGAGAAAUUAUUAGAUGAAUAUGUAAAAAACAGUUUUUGUUUUACAAUACAUUAUUGUGAAUCGUUGAAAUUUUGUAUAUAAAAUGUAGUAAAUAAAAUAUUAGUUUCUGA
Messenger RNA from Nilaparvata lugens (brown planthopper), 2587 nucleotides. RefSeq names its product heat shock protein 75 kDa, mitochondrial (gene Trap1). The coding region runs from base 133 to 2241 and encodes 702 amino acids. NCBI's taxonomy places the organism in Eukaryota, Metazoa, Arthropoda, Insecta, Hemiptera, Delphacidae. The transcript is spliced from 12 exons. Gene Ontology annotation, molecular function: ATP binding; ATP-dependent protein folding chaperone; ATP hydrolysis activity. The record is from RefSeq and is a predicted model, not a curated record. Gene Ontology annotation, cellular component: mitochondrial inner membrane. Gene Ontology annotation, biological process: protein folding.